AUGAAGCUUCAUCAACAGAUUCUCGUGUGUAUCGCCGCCAUUGCGCCUCUGGCAUUGGUCGAGGCCAAGAUACCAGUACCCCAGUUACGCGGCCAUCGAGUUCGCCAGGACAACCCGACACCUUGCACAUCGAGCACGGUCGAGACGAUUACAACCAUCAACCGUGGAAACGAGGGCAUUUGGCAUGUCAGGGCCAACCAGACUGACCUGAACCAAUUGUACCAAUUCUCCCAGGUUGACUGGCUCAGCAACGACAAGACUGCUGUCCUAGAUCAAUGCACCAGCGUUUGCUUGGCAGGCAACAAUACCGAGACCCCGGGCAGUUGGCUCCCCAGUGACAAGUAUUUCCAGGGUGCCUUUGUCAAUACGCCUGGAGGAUCAGGACAGGACCCAGAAUGGAUGUGUGCCUGUUAUGAUGGCACACUUUCUCAGACCAAUCUUGUUGCUGGUGGCGGUGUGUGGGACAAUGCGAAUCCCGGCUCUGGCACCAUCAUCAAUCGUGUCUGUUGA
Messenger RNA from Pestalotiopsis fici W106-1, 510 nucleotides. RefSeq lists its product as uncharacterized. The transcript is spliced from 3 exons. Lineage: Eukaryota; Fungi; Ascomycota; Sordariomycetes; Amphisphaeriales; Sporocadaceae. The coding region runs from base 1 to 510 and encodes 169 amino acids. The record is from RefSeq and is a predicted model, not a curated record.